CCAGUGAGGAAAAAUGAAGUCGUUUUUGGUAAUAGUCGAACUGCUUGUAUACUCACUUCUCUUCUCAUCUUGCUAUGUGCAAGGCGGCGACAGAUAUAGAAGAAGAAUGGGAUGGGGAAAACGCAGCGAGCCACAAGUGAGCGAUAUUUCGUACCUGCUUUCGGCUGUCGAUUCACUGUCUCAAAAUCCUCCUGGCAAUAACGGCGAUGAUAUGGAUCGGCCAAAUCGUGGCUGGGGAAAACGCUUCUCCGGCAGUGACAUGGCAAGCACGAUGGACAAACGAGGGUGGGGCAAAAGAUCCACUACUCUCGACCUGGAAGAGGUGAAACGAGCGAUGGGAUGGGGUAAACGCUCUUUUUUCAAUGAGUCCCCGGUCCGACGCGCUAUGGGGUGGGGGAAGCGAGAAAGAGCACCAGCAGGGUGGGGAAAACGUAAUCAAAUUUUGGUCCCGGAGUUAAAAAAAGGCUUAGGCUGGGGAAAACGUAUUCUCAAAAGUGACGAUGUCGCAGAUGUAGAGGACGCCCCUCAGAUGGACUACAACAGGCGUUUUCUCCCAGGAAAUUCCUCCGCAUCAGCAACAGACUUAUCUUCUCCAGUUUCAAAUAAAGAGUCCACGGACAUAAGGGACAAAUCAGCACAGUGUCAAAACAAUAUAGAAGCAUUCUCUCGGAUGCUGGACAUGUUUGUGAAGAUAUUGACCUAUGAAUCGUGUGAUUUAGAGAGGGAAGUUAUUAGUAAAAUGCUUGCCCAAGUACGAAUGAGCUUGUUAAUAGACUAAAAACAGGUUCCCAAGGAUAUGUCGUAUUUCCCAUCACCUUCAGCCUUGUGGUAAAUUAUUUUUAAUCUUAAAAUCUACGAAACGAAUGGUCUCAAACAGUGGUGUACUUGAAACACUAUUACCUCGCUCUCAAGAGUAUUUUUCAAGACUUCUUAUGUGCAUGACUGUACACUCGCUGUAAUUAGCACAG
This is a messenger RNA of Lingula anatina, 968 nucleotides long. RefSeq lists its product as uncharacterized. Lineage: Eukaryota; Metazoa; Brachiopoda; Lingulata; Lingulida; Lingulidae. The record is from RefSeq and is a predicted model, not a curated record.